GAAUUGCAAAAAAACGGGAUAAUUUUCCUCUGAUUUUUUACCAAAAAAAUUUCGAAAUUUUUCAAACCAAACACAAAGAAUAAUGUCGUCGACUAUUUCGAAGCGAAUCCUCGUCACACCGGUAUUAGGUGUUGGUCAUGUAAAUGCUUGUGCCGGUAUAGCCAAACCAUUAUUAAAAAAUGGUCAUCGUGUUGCAUUUUUUCUUGAAAAACAAUUUGCCGGACAACUUUCUAAACAUGGUUUUGAAGAAAUUAUCUAUGAAAUUGAUUAUGAACCUGAUGAUACAGCUGGUACAAAUAAUCGUACACCGGGUGAACAAGCAGCACAUUUUUUAUUGAAAAAUGGUAUUCUUGGUAAUAAUGAUCGAUUUGAACAAAUCGAACGAGUACUCAAUACAAAAUGGGAUUCGGAUAGUAAAAAAAUUCAAUUAGAUAAACAUCUUCGUGAAACAAUCAAAACGUUCAAACCAGAUUUAUUUAUUGUUGAUGAUCCAAAACUUCAACCAGCUAUUUAUUAUUCAAAUAAACCAUGGAUCAAAGUGAUUAGUAUUGCUCCAUUAUUAUAUUUAUACAAUAUUGAAAGUUUACCACCAGGAUGGUCAGGAUUAUCUAAUUCUGAUUUGGAUAGAAAACAAUGGCCAAAAUAUCAAAAAAUUGUGCAAAAUAUUUUCUAUAGAAAAGAUGAAAAUGAUUUUAUCGAAAAAAUGGGUUAUAAACGUUAUCCCAAUGAUUUAUUAAUGCCACCAACUGAAGCGUUGACAAUUUAUGCCUAUCCAGAAGAAUAUAAUUAUCCAGAAAUUAAAGAAUAUCAUCCUGAUUGGUUUAACAUUGAAGUUUUCAAUAAAAAUGAAUCGAAUGAAAAAAUUGAUUUGAAAGAAUUUUUACCAAAAGAUUUCUAUGAAAAUGAUUUGAAUGGAAAUUGGUCGGGUAAAUGGAUUUAUGUUUCGAUGGGUUCAAUGGGAUCAGUAGAUUUGAAUCUGAUGCAUCGUUUGAUUGAAGUUUUAUCUAAAACUAAUCAUAAAUACAUUGUAUCGAAAGGACCACGCCAUGAAGAAUAUGAAUUAACUGGUAAUCUAUGGGGUGAUCGUUAUUUACCGCAGGUAAAAAUUCUACCUGUUGUUGAUUUAGUCAUUACACAUGGUGGUAAUAAUAGUGUAACCGAAACAUUUGCUCAAGGUAAACCAAUGAUUAUAAUGUCAUUAUUUGUUGAUCAACAUGAUAAUGCACAACGUUUAUCGGAAACAAAUUUUGCCAAACAAAUUAAUCCAUAUGAUUUCGAUGAUAAUGAUCUUAUCAAUGCAAUCGAUCAAUUACUUAAUGAUGAUCAAUUACGACAACGUCUUUCGAAAGCAUCAAAUCGUAUACGAAAUUCAAAUAAACAUUCGGAAUUAUGUGCGAAAAUUGAAGAAAUUUUAAUGAAAAAUUAAAAUCGGUGCAAAAUUUUUUGCACUU
Dermatophagoides pteronyssinus (European house dust mite) is the source of this 1451-nucleotide messenger RNA. Its product is annotated as NDP-glycosyltransferase YjiC-like. The record is from RefSeq and is a predicted model, not a curated record. Gene Ontology annotation, molecular function: UDP-glycosyltransferase activity. Lineage: Eukaryota; Metazoa; Arthropoda; Arachnida; Sarcoptiformes; Pyroglyphidae.